UCAAAAGGAAUUAUAUUAAUAGUUAAUUAAAUAAAGUUUGUUGUUAAUAGAAGUAAUUUUGAUUAAGCUAUAUUAUAAAUGAGUUAAGGAAAUGUUGAUGAUCCUGCUCUAAUAGAAAGCACGCCUGUAAGAACAGUGAGAAAUUUGAAAAAUAGAUAAUCUCUCACAAGCAUCAAAGGAGAUGGUGAAAGUGAAGAUAGCUAUGAUAAUACAAGCGAAUAUUAAGAGUUAGGGUAAAGCUAAACUCAGUAAUCUAGAGGUAUUAAAAACCAAAAAAACAUGGAAGAAUAUAUUAAAAAGGUAGAAUAAUUUUCUAACGAAAUGAAACCAAGUUUCUAGAGAAAAUUUUAGCAUACAUCUGCAACCACAAUUCAAAUGAAAAGAUUUUAAAGUCAAGAAGAUAAUAAAGUUACUUCUAGAACAUCGAUGCACGAUACUUCUUCCCUUUAAAAAAAAUAAGUAGAAGGAAAUGGCAGCACUCUUUAUGAAUUAAAUUCAGAAAACACUGUUCCCGUAAAAAAUGAGAAAAGAAGUAGUGGUGCUACUGCUUUUGCUGUACCUGUUUCUUCUUAUUUAAAAAAUAAUAGCUAACCAACAUAAUAACUACCAUAUGGAUCGUAAAUAACAAGUGUUGAACAAUCUUAGAUAUAUUUGUAGCCUCUUAAUGAUAAAACCAAUAAUUUGUAAUAAGCUGACCGCAAAUCUUUCAGAAGGAACAAGAUGAAAGUAGGAACAUUGAAUGAUGCAAAUAUGGGCUAUGGAACAUUAUAAGAAGAAAAUGGACUCUAAGAACUAAAUCAAAAAAGCUAAUACGUCAAUAUUGAUAUGGAAUAUGCUAUUUAAUUUGUAAUGACCAAAAGCAAAACUAUUAGAGAAAAAAUUGAAGAUGAAAAUAUCUCUCUAGAUUCGAUCAACAAAGCUGUGUUGUAAAGCAGAGCGUUUAAAAUUCACUAUAAUAUGUUUUUGUAGAAAUAAGUUGGACUGAAAAUAUUAAAUCCAGAAUUUAAAAACGUUAGUAAAAAGAUGUUUGAAAAACUAGAGAAAUUUUUUAUAAGUUAGCUAGAAAAGGAGAAAGAAAAUAAAGAGUUGCAAAAAAAUUAUAAGACUUAAUCAUAAAAUGUCUAAAAUCUACUUUAAAGUAGAAUGUAAUAGCUAAUGGAAGAGAUGAAUAACCCAAACAAAAUUAUUCUCUCUAAUUGA
This is a messenger RNA of Tetrahymena thermophila SB210, 1200 nucleotides long. RefSeq lists its product as hypothetical. The transcript is spliced from 2 exons. Lineage: Eukaryota; Ciliophora; Oligohymenophorea; Hymenostomatida; Tetrahymenidae. The record is from RefSeq and is a predicted model, not a curated record.